CGCCGCCUGGCCGUCCUGCCCACCCGGGCCGCAGGUAGCAAAGCAAACAAUGGAGACUUUAGAAGAAGAAAGUUUUGGUGUAUCCAUCUCAUCGCCCUCUGAUGCUGAAUUUGAUGCUAUCGUAGGAUAUUUGGAAGAUAUUGUAAUGGAUGAUGACUUCCAGCUAAUACAAAGAAACUUCAUGGAUAAAUACUACCAAGAGUUUGACGACACAGAGGAGAAUAAACUGGUCUACACGCCUAUCUUUAAUGAAUAUAUCUGCUUAGUUGAAAAAUACAUCGAAGCAAAACUCUUGGACAGGAUUCCUGGUUUCAACAUGUCUGCCUUCACCUUGUCCUUACAGCAGCACAAGGAUGAAAUAGCUGGAGACAUUUUCGAGAUGCUUCUCACAUUUACUGACUUUCUGGCAUUUAAAGAGAUGUUCCUGGAUUAUAGAGCUGAGAAAGAAGGACGAGGCCUGGACCUGAGUGCCGGGUUGGUGGUCACCCCUUUAAGCAAGCCCUCAAGGUCACCCCCCCAGAACAGCCUGUGGCAUUAGUCUUUGGCUCCAGAGGAGGGCUGCCUCCCUUGGGAUGUCCCAAAUAUGAAAGAGAGGAAUGAAAGCUCUCCGCAGGCAUGACCUUCUCUUCAGCUCCUUGUCUGGAUGGUCCCCCACCACCAUCUCCCCAUCCGAGCACUUGGACUCUUGCUGUUUCCACCCAACUGGAUUUUACAUGGUGGAGAUCAAUACGUGCAAUCAUUUCUCUGAGGACAUCCUAGCGCUCUCUCUC
This is a messenger RNA of Protobothrops mucrosquamatus (brown spotted pit viper), 770 nucleotides long. RefSeq names its product ADP ribosylation factor like GTPase 2 binding protein (gene ARL2BP). The transcript is spliced from 7 exons. Bases 50 to 538 code for a protein of 162 amino acids. Gene Ontology annotation, biological process: positive regulation of tyrosine phosphorylation of STAT protein; maintenance of protein location in nucleus. Gene Ontology annotation, cellular component: mitochondrial intermembrane space. NCBI's taxonomy places the organism in Eukaryota, Metazoa, Chordata, Lepidosauria, Squamata, Viperidae. The record is from RefSeq and is a predicted model, not a curated record.